This is a messenger RNA of Letharia columbiana, 1029 nucleotides long. RefSeq lists its product as uncharacterized. The coding region runs from base 1 to 1029 and encodes 342 amino acids. Gene Ontology annotation, cellular component: mitochondrion. The record is from RefSeq and is a predicted model, not a curated record. Gene Ontology annotation, biological process: fatty acid beta-oxidation. Gene Ontology annotation, molecular function: enoyl-CoA hydratase activity. Lineage: Eukaryota; Fungi; Ascomycota; Lecanoromycetes; Lecanorales; Parmeliaceae. The transcript has 2 exons.
AUGCGUCCACCCCGACAUCCCACCCUCAUCUUUCACAGUCACCAUGACAUCUUCAUCGCCCAACCCCGUCUCAUCCUUGCUCCUCACCGCCAUGUCCGCCUCUCCUCCACCGCCCCCACCCCGUCCCUCCUAAAAACCCACAACAUCCCCGCCCCCCACCUCGGCCACAUCCGCAUCCUCAGUCUCAACAACCCCCGCAGCCGCAACGCCAUCUCCCGCCAACUCCUCUCGGAGCUCUCUCACGAAAUAUCGGCCGUGAAAACGCAGACCGAGGAUGAGCUGGCGAGGAGGAAAACCCAGCAACAAGAGAGCGCAGCGCUGGGAGCAGGAACGCGGGUGCUGAUUCUCGCCAGCGACCUCGACGAAUGCUUCUGCGCGGGCGCGGACCUGAAAGAGCGGCAGAGCAUGAGUGCUGCAGACACGACCCACUUCCUCCACACCCUCCGCAGCACCCUAACGCAGCUCUCCGGGCUCCCCAUCCCGACCAUCAGCGCCGUCGCCUCCGUCGCCCUCGGCGGCGGUCUCGAACUCGCGCUCGCGACCACCUUCCGCAUCUUCGCCUCCUCGGCCCUCGUCGGCCUGCCGGAGACGCGGCUCGCGAUCAUACCGGGGGCCGGGGGCACGUAUCGGUUGCGGGGGUUGGUCGGGGAGGCCAGGGCGCUGGAGAUGGUGCUGACGGGGAGGAGGGUGGGCGGGGUGGAGGCGGGGCGGAUGGGGAUUUGCGAACGGGUGGUCGAUGUGGGUGGUGGGGGGGACGGGGAUGGGGGUGGUGGGGAGUCUGCGUCUUGGACGGGGGGGAGGGAGUGGAGGCGGGAGGUGAGGGAGAAGGUGUUUGAGAGCGCGGUGGGGAUGGCGAGGGAGAUGUGUGAGGGGGGGCCGGGGGCUGUGGGGGCGGCGAUGAGGGUGGUGAGGGAGGGGACGGCGGAGGGGGAGGAUAGGGAGUAUGAGGGUGUUGUGGGGAUGGGGGAUCGGGAUGAGGCGCUCAGGGCGUUUGGGGAGAAGAGGAAGGCGGUGUUUAGGGGGAGGUGA